Hibiscus syriacus is the source of this 628-nucleotide messenger RNA. RefSeq names its product ethylene-responsive transcription factor ERF098-like. Lineage: Eukaryota; Viridiplantae; Streptophyta; Magnoliopsida; Malvales; Malvaceae. The record is from RefSeq and is a predicted model, not a curated record. Gene Ontology annotation, molecular function: DNA binding; DNA-binding transcription factor activity. The coding region runs from base 1 to 624 and encodes 207 amino acids. The transcript has a single exon. Gene Ontology annotation, biological process: ethylene-activated signaling pathway; regulation of DNA-templated transcription.
AUGAACCCUCAUAUUCGCUGCGCCAAAAUCUGUGUCCCCAAAAGUUUAUUGGAUGGGUUUAUGCCUGCCUUGCUGUGGGCCAAUGGGUGUGCAUUUGGCACCUGCUAUAAAUGGCAAACUCCACUUGUUCUCUUUAUUCAGAGCUCGAACGACGCCAUGGAAGAUGACAACAACAACAACAAGACGAAGAGAUCGGGAGAGGGGGAGUCCAGCACCCGGUACAGAGGCGUCAGACGGCGGCCGUGGGGGAAAUACGCGGCUGAGAUUCGGGACUCGACUAGACUAGGAGGACCUCGGCUGUGGCUGGGGACUUUUGAUUCGGCGGAAGAGGCAGCUCGAGCUUACGAUAGAGCUGCUUUCUCGAUGAGGGGUGCUUCCGCUGUUCUCAACUUUCCGGAUGAACAUAUGGUUUCACCCACCACCACCACCGCUAAUUCUCCUCCGCUACCGCCGCCGCCGUCUUCUUCUUCUUAUACUGCAUCAAUGGGUUCUUCUUCUUCUUCUACAGUGAGAGGAAAUGUGGAAGGAAGGAAAGACGAUGAAGUUCUGGAGUUGGAAUACUUGGAUGACAGAUUGUUAGAGGAACUUCUGGAUUUUGGAAAUAAAGAAACGAAGAAAGACUGAAACA